UAGGCACAGGAGCAGAUGUACAGGGUGUGUCUGACUCACGCUCAAGCUUGCAUAAGCAAGAUUUCAAAAUUAAUCCUACUCUGGAGACCUUAACCUAGUGUACAACGAUCCUGGCUGGAAAAGAAGAACUAUAGCACUUGUUUUUGGGUUUUUUUUUUUUUUCAAAUCUUUACCAUUACUUGCCCUUGUAUCUCCGCCUUCUCUUUCUGCAGGAAACUUUAUUUCCUACUUCUGCACACCAAGUUUCUACCUUCAGAUCUGUUUGUUCAGCUGCUGAGAAGCCUGACACACCAGUGCCACUUGGAAGAAGCCAUCCAUUGGACAGAGAAAAAUGGAUGGCAACAACACAUUUCCCCAGUUCGGCCACAACAUGCUGUCCACAUCUCAUUCUCUGCUUACAACGAAUAUCAAGGGGAAGGAUGAAGACCCCACCACUAGUUAUGAUUAUGAUUACAGUGAGCCCUGCAGAAAAACAGAUGUGAAACAAAUUGCAGCUGGUCUCUUGCCCCCGCUCUACUCGUUGGUGUUCAUCUUUGGUUUUGUGGGCAACAUGCUGGUUGUCCUCAUCCUGAUAAACUGCAAAAAGUUGAAGAGCAUGACUGACAUCUACCUGCUCAAUCUGGCCAUCUCUGAUCUGCUUUUUCUUGUUACUUUACCAGUGUGGGCUCAUUACGUUACGAAUGGGUGGGUCUUGGGGGAUGAGAUGUGUAAGUUAUUCACAGGGCUGUAUCACAUUGGCUAUUUUGGCGGAAACUUCUUCAUCAUCCUCUUGACAAUCGAUAGGUACCUGGCUAUUGUCCAUGCUGUGUUUGCUUUAAAAGCCAGAACUGUCACCUUUGGGGUGAUGACAAGUGGGGUCACUUGGGUGGUGGCUGUGUUUGCCUCUCUCCUGGGAAUCAUCUUUACCAAAUCCCAAAAAGAAGACUUCUUGGAAUCUGAGAAAGAGUCUGUUUACUCCUGCGGCCCUUAUUUUCCACCACAAUGGAGGAAUUUCCAUAUAAUAAUGAGGAGCAUCUUGGGCCUGGGCCUGCCACUGCUGGUCAUGAUCAUCUGCUACUCAGCAAUCCUGAAAACCCUGCUUCGGUGUCGCAAUGAAAAGAAGAAGCACAAGGCCGUGAGGCUCAUUUUCGUGAUCAUGAUAGUGUACUUUCUUUUCUGGGCUCCCUACAACAUCGUCCUUCUCCUGAGCUCCUUCCAGGAAAUCUUUGGCUUGAGUAACUGUGAGACCACCAGUCGGCUGGACCAAGCCAUGCAGGUGACGGAGACGCUUGGGAUGACGCACUGCUGCAUCAACCCCAUCAUCUACGCCUUCGUCGGGGAGAAGUUCAGAAACUACCUCUUGGGGUAUUUCCGAAAGCACAUCGUCAGACGCUUUUGCAAAAGCUGUCCUGUCUUCCAGGGAGAGGCUCCCAAGCGAGUAAACUCCGUUUAUACCGGAUCUACCGGCGAGCAGGAAAUCUCUGUUGGCUUGUGACUUAGAGUGGUGUUUAUACACAGCCUGGGGCUGGGAGCAGUUCUUUUAAAAAGGAACCUACUAUCAUAGAGGGUCUAAGAUCCAUCCAUCUAUUUGGCGUCUCUUUUAAGUAUAUUAGAUACUUUAAGCCCAUCAAUUCCAGAAAGCCAAAUCCAUGUGUUGAUGAGAUAGCAGCCUUCUCAUGUCCCCUCCAUGUGCAUCAAUUUAUUGGGAAACUCUCCCUUCACUGCAAAAGUUCAUUAUAGGAAAGAAAAACUCCUCAGAGAAUUGCUGAUUCUUGGGUUUGCUUACCUGAACAGGAAUAACCAAAUGAAUUGUAUAGCUUCUUACCUGUGCAAGGCAAUGUACGGUUUGCAAAUGUGCUUAAAAUAGGUCCUUGUCUUGCUGUGAGGAAAAAGGACAUGAAUGUGAUCCACUAAGAAAAAACAUCUUGGGGCCGGCCCGGGGGCAUAGUGGUUAAGUUUGUGUGCUCUGCUUCGGCGGCCCAGGGUUCAAGGGUUCAGACCCCGGGCGUAGACCUAC
Equus quagga is the source of this 1996-nucleotide messenger RNA. RefSeq names its product C-C chemokine receptor type 5. The coding region runs from base 332 to 1474 and encodes 380 amino acids. Gene Ontology annotation, biological process: G protein-coupled receptor signaling pathway; chemotaxis; inflammatory response. The record is from RefSeq and is a predicted model, not a curated record. Gene Ontology annotation, molecular function: chemokine (C-C motif) ligand 5 binding; C-C chemokine receptor activity. Gene Ontology annotation, cellular component: membrane; cytoplasm. The transcript has 3 exons. Lineage: Eukaryota; Metazoa; Chordata; Mammalia; Perissodactyla; Equidae.